Molecule: messenger RNA, 600 nt
Organism: Drosophila willistoni
Lineage: Eukaryota; Metazoa; Arthropoda; Insecta; Diptera; Drosophilidae
Exons: 4
Coding region: 1-600 (199 amino acids)
Source: RefSeq, a predicted model, not a curated record
AUGAAGUCAGAAGUUGUCUUUCUAUAUAUUCUACUUGGUCUUGGAAAACUUUGCAUUUCCACUAGCCUGAAACGGUCGAAACGAGUUGCCCUCUUUGAUGGUCAAGGCGUCAAUAAAUUUGUCAUGGGUUUCGCCUAUCCCGUGCCACAGGAAGAUAAGCAGCAGUCAUUUUGGGCUUUUGUAAAUUACCAACAUCAAUAUCAACCAGCAAACGCACCAAUUUGGUGGUGGAGUUUUUGGAAUACUUCAACUUUCGUAUCCACAGCUAGAGAAUGGCAAAAUAGUCUGUAUACAGAUGAGUCGCGUUCUUGGAUCUAUGAUGUCAUUGAAACGGGCCUAGAACAAUUGAAUUUAGGUGGAGAUAGUAAAACUUGUCUAUUAAGAGGCAUCUGUGAGAUAAGCCAAUUACCUUUCCAAAAUGAUGACAUAUUCACCGAAAUAUUUAAUGCUGUGUUGAUACCCACUCUAGAUAAUGUGGCCGAUAGAUAUCUACAUGCUCGAAAUGCUGGACGAGCUGGAGCGGAUUGCAUUAGGACGUUUAACCAAUGCGAUUUAAAAACUUGGCACUGGCUUUCCAAAGUUGUCAAAAUGACAAAUUAA